AUGGCCUCAGCGACAAAUUCUGCCAAUGACGCCGGCGCAUCCGAGCCACCUGCGAAGCGAGCCCGCGUCGACACCGGAGGUGGACGCGAGUCUACUCCAUACGACGGAACCACUCAGCGUGUCUCGGACAACCAGCAAUUGGGUGGGGCUAUCUCAGACGACGAAGAGGAGGAGGAGCUGGGGAGAAGGAGACGCAAAGCCGCCGAGCCAUCCCAGCCGUCUGACAUGUACCUUGAUACCAUCAACAGAGCCGUCCUGGACUUUGAUUUUGAGAAAGUGUGCUCUGUAUCACUGUCUAAUAUCAACAUAUACGGGUGCCUCGUCUGUGGAAAGUACUUCCAGGGGCGAGGGCGAAACUCUUGUGCUUACGCACACGCGAUACACGACGACCACCACGUCUUCAUUAAUCUUGAAAGUACCAAGGUCUAUGUAUUGCCGGAUGGAUACCUAGUCUCCGACCCAUCGCUUGAAGACAUCGCCUUUGUGCUUGCGCCUACCUUCACACCAGCAACCGUGCGUGGCCUCUCAACGCCGUCGCAUAUUCAGAAACCGUCAUACGACCUCUCGUCGAAACCGUACAUACCGGGGUACAUAGGCCUCAACAACAUCAAGCGCAAUGAUCAUAUGAACGUGAUCAUUCACGCCUUACUCCACGUAUCUCCAUUGCGCAACUACUUACUACUCUCAAACAUGCGCGGCAAGGAGCCGGAACUGCUGAAACGUUUUGCGGGAUUGGCAAAGAAGAUAUGGAACCCCCGUUUGUUCAAGAGUCAAGUCAGCCCGCACGAGUUCUUGCAAGAAGUCGGCAGAGCAAGUGCGGGUAAAUUUACUCUUGAGAAACAGGGUGAUCCAGUCGAGUUCCUAGGUUGGCUGCUGAACCACCUCCAUAAAGAUUUGGGUGGAACGAAGAAGAAACGAUCAAGCGCUAUAUUCUCUGCGUUUCAAGGCCAGGUACGAAUGGAGACACAACAAGUCGUGGUGCGCCCCGACCUCGGGGACAAUGAGAAACCCCGAUUCGAUAUCGACCGAGAGAUCAAAUCCACUGUGUCUCCAUUCCUAUUUUUGGCCGUCGAUUUACCGCCACCGCCGUUAUUCCAGGAUGCGAUCGAGAAGAAUAUCAUUCCUCAGGUCGGCAUUCACUCGGUCCUUGCAAAGUAUGAUGGUCGCACUACGCAGGAAUCCGCAGGUCAACUGCGACGUUUCAAGUGUCAAGAGCUACCGCCAUAUAUCAUCUUGCAUUUCAAGCGCUUCACCAAGAACAUGUUCGUGGAAGAGAAAAACCCCACAAUCGUAAAUUUCCCUCUCCGAGGACUUGACUUUCGAGAGUACUUGGAUGCGCCUCCAUCUCACCCAUCCACUCUGUACGACCUCAUAGCAAACGUCACGCAUGAGUCGGCUGCUGGCACAACUCAUGACAAGGAGAGCACCGUGUGGAAAGUCCAUCUACGCGCCGGUGCAGGGGGCGGCGACAACGAGAAAUGGUUUUUGAUUCAGGAUCUAAUCGUCGAGGAGAUCAGGAAGGAGAUGAUCUUCCUGGGUGAGACAGUGCUACAGAUCUGGGAGCGAAGAUCGGAACCCCGCUUGUCCAAUGUCGAGCGCGGACAAAACGGGGGUAAGAUGGACGUUGACAAGCCGUAG
This is a messenger RNA of Fomitopsis serialis, 1638 nucleotides long. Its product is annotated as spindle pole body protein. The coding region runs from base 1 to 1638 and encodes 545 amino acids. The transcript is spliced from 8 exons. Gene Ontology annotation, molecular function: cysteine-type deubiquitinase activity; zinc ion binding. NCBI's taxonomy places the organism in Eukaryota, Fungi, Basidiomycota, Agaricomycetes, Polyporales, Fomitopsidaceae. The record is from RefSeq and is a predicted model, not a curated record. Gene Ontology annotation, biological process: spliceosomal complex assembly; mRNA processing; protein deubiquitination.